AUUUGCUAUUAUUUACGUUUUUGAGGAGUCGAGGAAAGAAACGGCGAAGUUGUUGCAAAUAAUUUCAUCAGAAUUAGCAAGGUUCUCACCCCUUGUUUGAAAUGGAAGAAAUAUUAGACGACGUUGUGUCCUCCGCAGACUUAAAGCACAAAUAUUUUAAAAAUUUGCAGAAAUUUGAAGAAGAAUAUCACCGCCAACUUGGUUGCUCAGCGGUUAUCCCACAGACACAAUUUGAAUAUGCCUGGUGCCUGGUCAGGAGUAGCUACCAUGGAGACAUUAGGAAAGGAAUUCUUCUCCUCGAGGAUCUCUUUAAAAAUCCGCAAGCGCUGGACAAAAGAGAUUACCUUUACUACUUAGCAACUGGAUAUGCCAGAAUAAAAGAGUACAGCAAGUCUCUCCAAUUCAUCAAAGCAUUUCUUCAGAUCGAACCAGGAAACAAGCAAGUUCAGGAGUUGGAAAAAGUUGUGAAAAAUAGAAUGACCAAGGAGGGACUGACUGGAAUGGCUGUAGCGGGUGGAGCUGUCUUGGCAGCCGCUGGAAUAAUUGGAUUGGUCGGAAUGGCUCUGUCGAAGAAGUAAAAUUUGAUGUUAUCUGAAUUUUGUUAAGUUGGAUACUUCUUGUUUGUCAAGAUAUUCUCUAAAAGGUGUUUCCCUGAAUUAAAUACUGGAGCUUGAACUUUAAUGGAUCAUCAUUCCAUUCAAUUAAACAUGUAUUUGCAAUGCUUUGAUGUUAGCAAGUUAAAAUGUGAUUUGUUCCUAUUCUCUCCCUUUCAAGAAUUCACACUUUUAGUAAAUUCUGUGCAACCAUAUAAAACUAGCUUUUUUCUGCCGCUUUUAAUGGCUGAUGUAAUUUUAUUGUUGUAGACCGUAUAUUAAAUAAUAAUGCACUCCUAUUGUCUAUUAUAUUA
This is a messenger RNA of Neocloeon triangulifer, 907 nucleotides long. It is a transcript of the gene Fis1, whose product is annotated as mitochondrial fission 1 protein. Gene Ontology annotation, biological process: peroxisome fission; mitochondrial fission; mitochondrial fragmentation involved in apoptotic process. Gene Ontology annotation, molecular function: protein binding. Lineage: Eukaryota; Metazoa; Arthropoda; Insecta; Ephemeroptera; Baetidae. The coding region runs from base 102 to 578 and encodes 158 amino acids. The transcript is spliced from 4 exons. Gene Ontology annotation, cellular component: mitochondrial outer membrane; peroxisomal membrane. The record is from RefSeq and is a predicted model, not a curated record.